AUGGAAUACAUUAGACAAUUGAGUUACAAUGUGGGGUCUUACUUCUAUAAUUCAUUUUCUUCUCACAAUUUCCACCCACUGAAACCUUUUGAUAUUACCCAUCCUGUCUUCAUCUUUGGAUUAUCUUACACUCACGACACUCCUUCGGAACUUUCUUUUGCUGAUGCAGCUCAUCGCAUACACGACUUGAUCACCAUCACUUACAGACAAAAAUACGCCACACUAGGACACACAUAUUUAACUUCAGACGCUGGAUGGGGGUGUGCCAUUCGAUCGGUUCAAAUGCUUCUUGUGAACUCGAUAGUGGUAUAUCUCGACAAAAGCUUUCACCCGGAGUAUACCUCCCACGACCACAUCGCAAUAAAAAACAACGCGAAACAACUUGUCUUCGAUAAGGAGUCGUCAGUAUUGUCAAUACACAAUAUAUACAUCCAAGACGCUAUUAUCAAACACAACCCAACAGGUACUAACUUCCUUCCACCUUCUACAUGUGCUACUGCUGUUGCAGACUUGUACAACUUUUGGGAGAAGAGAACGUUUGAUGUGUUAAUGUGUACCGAAUAUAUCCCUGAAGUCACUCAACCGACACUCCUCUUCAUCCCUCGAAUCGUUACUAAGUCCGAAAGAAAUUUCAUCCAAACUACAAGCUUCUUACCACAAAGCAGAGGGUUUGUGGCUGGUAUUGGCGACGCCGCUAUUUACUGCUUUGGAGUCCAAGAAAAAAGGGUCUUCUUUUUAGACCCACACUUCGUACAAGACGCAAGCGAGGUUGGGUAUUUUAACAGACCCAUUUUUGAAGCAAAUUUUGACGAAUUGGAUAACUCGUUUGUGUUUGGGAUGAUGUGCGAAAACAAGAGCGACUGCGAAGUUGUGAGGAUGACUUUUAAUAUGGGGAAGGAGAAGGUUAUAGCGCGAGAAAUGAAUUCAACGGAGAAUAUCAAAGGCUUUGAGGUGCUCAAUUUUUGA
Messenger RNA from Entamoeba invadens IP1, 966 nucleotides. RefSeq lists its product as hypothetical. Gene Ontology annotation, molecular function: protein-phosphatidylethanolamide deconjugating activity. The coding region runs from base 1 to 966 and encodes 321 amino acids. NCBI's taxonomy places the organism in Eukaryota, Evosea, Mastigamoebida, Endamoebidae. The transcript has 2 exons. The record is from RefSeq and is a predicted model, not a curated record.